Solanum tuberosum (potato) is the source of this 1284-nucleotide messenger RNA. Its product is annotated as U3 small nucleolar ribonucleoprotein protein IMP4-like. Gene Ontology annotation, cellular component: Mpp10 complex; nucleolus; small-subunit processome. Bases 123 to 1004 code for a protein of 293 amino acids. The transcript has 9 exons. Gene Ontology annotation, biological process: rRNA processing. The record is from RefSeq and is a predicted model, not a curated record. Lineage: Eukaryota; Viridiplantae; Streptophyta; Magnoliopsida; Solanales; Solanaceae. Gene Ontology annotation, molecular function: snoRNA binding; rRNA primary transcript binding.
AUAAAAGUGAAGCCCAUUUUAUUGUUGUCUUCUCACAAAACCCUCUCUUUCUUGUUCCCCAAAAUCUCUUAAACCCUAAAACCAGAAAAACCUUGAAAAACGACGACGUUUGUGAAGCCACCAUGCAUAGAAGGAACAUUAGGCUGCGCAGAGAAUACCUAUACAGGAAAAGCUUAGAAGGGAAGGAGCGUUUGCUAUAUGAGAAGAAACGCAAAAUCAGAGAAGCUUUAGAGGAGGGAAAACCAAUUCCAACUGAGCUCAGGAACGAAGAAGCUGCUCUUCGGAAAGAAAUCGAUCUUGAAGAUGAAAUUACUGCUGUACCUCGAUCAACUAUUGAUGAUGAAUAUGCUAAUGCACCUGAAAAAGAUCCCAAAAUUUUGCUUACCACUUCAAGAAAUCCUAGUGCUCCUCUUACUCAGUUUGUCAAGGAGUUGAAAAUUGUGUUCCCUAAUGCUCAGCGGAUGAAUCGUGGUGGUCAGGUUAUAUCAGAAAUAAUUGAAACCUGCCGAUCUCAUGAUUUUACAGAUGUAAUUUUGGUCCAUGAGAAUCGUGGUGUGCCUGAUGGUAUUGUCAUUAGUCAUCUGCCUUUUGGUCCAACUGCUUACUUUGGAUUGCUCAAUGUGGUGACUAGACAUGAUAUUAAGGACAAAAAAUCUAUGGGAACGAUGUCUGAGGCGUAUCCACAUUUGAUUUUUGACAAAUUUUCAACUAAGCUUGGUGAUAGGACAGUAAACAUCCUAAAGCAUUUGUUUCCUGUGCCCAAGCCUGAUACGAAACGUAUCCUCACAUUUGCUAACCAGUCGGACUACAUCUCAUUCAGACAUCACGUCUAUGAAAAGAAUGGAGGUCCAAAAUCAAUUGAGCUGAAAGAGGUUGGCCCUCGAUUUGAACUACGGCUUUACCAGAUCAAAUUAGGAACGAUGGAACAAGACGAAGCUCAAAUCGAGUGGGUCAUAAAGCCUUACAUGAACACAUCUAAAAAACGGACCCUUCUAGGGGACUGAUCAACGUGCAGCAGAAUAUGUACUUUGAAGCCUCCGCCUCUUCCCGCUUGCACUAACAGAAGUUGAUCGUUGCUGCAAGUCAUGUAUUCGAUCGUUGAAAUGCAGACAUAAUUUGCUGCUUCCUGUUCCAGAGAGAUACUGUAAAAUCUGUCUCUGUAGGAAAAGAAAUCGUUGUUUUAAGUAGUCAUUUGGUAUUUCCCCUUAACUGGGAAAAAUAUAAUGUUAUGUAUAAUGUGCUAAAUUUAAUUUUUGUAAUGUCAAAGUUGAUUUAUUACUUCUA